AUUGACUUGUUUUUGUCCAGUAUCCAUUGUGUAAAGCCUUGCAUACUGCUGCAUCAUUAGCGGCCAAAGGGGGAUGCCUUAAAUCUAAGCGUUAGCAACUGAGCUGGGUCUAUAAAAGGAGGGAGAGGAAAGCGCCAACUCACCUCCACCUCCUGACGACCCAGCAGCAGAAAAAUGUUUGCAUUCCUGAUUUGCGUCUUGACUCUGCAGCAAGUGCACUCUGCCUGCGUCGUGCAAGACAUUUGCCCAGAAAAUACAAAGGUUCAGACUGAGAUCGUUGACCAACACAAUGCCUUCAGGAGAGCGGUUCAGCCUACUGCUUCUGACAUGCUGAUAAUGAACUAUAGUCAGGAGGUAGCAGACAGUGCUCAGGCCUGGGUUGACAAAUGUAUUUUGGCUCAUGGAGAACCCAGCACCCGCAUGCUCAAUGGAUAUCAAUUGGGUGAGAAUCUGUUCUAUUCAUCCUCACCUUACCCGUGGACGGAUGUCAUUAAUGCCUGGCACAGUGAGGUGUCACACUACCUGUAUCCCAACGGUUCCACCAACGGCCAAUCUAUUGGUCACUACACACAGGUGGUGUGGAACAGCUCCUACAAAGUUGGCUGUGGAAUGACACUGUGCCCGAACAACAUCUAUUUCUACGGCUGCCAUUAUUAUCGAGCAGGAAACUUCAAGGGAUGGCCACCUUAUAAGGCUGGACCCCCAUGUGCUUCCUGCCCCAAUGACUGUGAAGACAAACUCUGCACCAACCCCUGUCCUCACAUAAACAAAUACAUCAACUGUCCUACCUUGAGCGUCACGACUGGAUGCGGCAAUAAGCUGGUGAAUGCCUGGUGUCCUGCUUCAUGCAACUGCACCAAUCAAAUCAUUCCAAUAGGCUAAACACAAGCCCUUGAGUCUGCAAAUUGUACUCAAUCUACACAUGUACAUCUUUGUUGAUUCUCUGUCUUAGCUACUUUAACUGUACUUUCCUGAAAGCUUAUAAUAAUAUACUCAUCAAAAUAAUGUGGUUUAGUACUGAUUGCCUUAAGUUAAAGGGAUGUUUUGGGAGUGUUUUAAAUGUUGUAUCUCUAACCAACACUUCGUCAGAGUUUUGUGAAAUAGUCCCAGUGCACAUCAUGUUGGAUUUCACUCAACCUGCAGUGCCAUGCAUGAUGUCAUAUGGGGAUUUCUCCCACUCAGCGUUCAGAAUUACAAGAAAUGUGUCAACACGAAAGCAAGAAAUACAGUUUUACUGUUAAUCCACCCAAGCUCAAGAUAAUAUAAACCACAAAUAUUAAUUCUACACAAUCAUACAAAAAAAGACUACAUUGGAUAUCAAGUGGUGUAUGCUGUAAUUGUGUUAUGGUUGAUAAGAGUUAAACAUCUCAUGGCUUUAGUUGUAGCAUUUU
This is a messenger RNA of Sander lucioperca (pikeperch), 1391 nucleotides long. RefSeq names its product cysteine-rich venom protein. The coding region runs from base 175 to 882 and encodes 235 amino acids. The transcript has 9 exons. Gene Ontology annotation, cellular component: extracellular region. The record is from RefSeq and is a predicted model, not a curated record. NCBI's taxonomy places the organism in Eukaryota, Metazoa, Chordata, Actinopteri, Perciformes, Percidae.